CCUCGUGCCAAACGAAGAAGAAGAGCAACACGUGGGAAUAUUGUAUGCAAGAUGGCGGCGUGCAGUAUAGAAGACGUGCUCGCUAAAGCUGAGAAAGACGAGGCAGAAAGGUUAAGAAGUAUCACCGUACAUAAAGAACUGGACCUCGAGUUUGAUAUCGGAAACUUGCUGGCGUUGGAUAAGAACUCGGUAAAUAUUCGGGAGUUUAAACAGCAAAACAAAGACGAGUUUCUUCGCUCUCUGGCGCGCGACAACACGCAGCUCCUCAUCAAUGAGAUCUGGAAACAUCCAAGUGAGAAAGUAGAGGAGGUUAUAGUGGUAAAGCUGCCCGACCCUGUCACCAAGUUACCCCGAGAAAAACCUGCACCCAAGGCGAGACCUCCGACCAAAUGGGAGCAGUUCGCUAAACUUAAAGGCAUCCAGAAGAAAAAGAAGACGAAUCUGGUGUGGGAUGAAGUGCACAAGGAGUGGAAAAGGCGCUGGGGUUAUAAACGAGCUAAAGAUAACACGAAGGAAUGGCUCAUAGAGGUGCCUGAGACCGCAGAUCCAAAUGAGGACCAGUUUGGCAAAAGAAUCAAGGCCAAGAAAGAGCGAGUGGCCAAGAACGAGUUUAACCGCCUGAAGAACAUCGCCAGGGCACAGAAGCUGAAGGUGCCCGGUGUGGGACUCGCUCCAACCAGCCAGCAGUCCAAAACUGAGCUGGCCAAAGCUGUGAGCAUCGCCAAAAGUGCCACAGCUUCACUGGGAAAGUUCCAAGAGCGACUUCCUAAAGAGAAACCCCAGAGAAACACAGGCAAGAAGAGACAGUUCCAGCCCCUGAUCGGUGACUUUGCUGGAGAGAAGCAGAAGCACCUGGAUAUGCUGAAAGUGAUGGAUAGCAAGAGACCUCGACUGGACGUCACCAAAGCAGUGAAUAAGCAGAUGAGGGAGGAAGACAGUGAAUCUUCGGAAAGGAGGAAAGGGAAGAAAGGACGGCGAGGGACCGCGCCUGGGAAAGGGCGACGAAAUGCUCCAAGUGGGAAAGGGAAAGGCAAAGGGGGAGCUUUCAAAGGCAAAGGGGGAGCUUUCAAAGGCAAAGGGGGAGCUUUCAAAGGCAAAGGGGGAGCUUUUAAAGGCAAAGGACGGAAACCUGCAAUGAAGCAGGGAAAACGUUAACAUAGACUUCUGAAGCUUCAGUGAAAUCUGGGACUUUUCGUUUGAACCUCAAACACACCUGAGCCUAUAAAUGAGCAUCAUACACUCUGAGAAAUAAAGUACUUUUCUUUUUGUGGAGUUUGAUGCAGUUAUUUCUCAGAAGCUACACAGAAAUAUAAUAAUAUUGCAAUUUUUCUUUAUUGUCUUUCUUCCUGUUUUGUGAACUAAAAAGCUGCUCUCUCUUGCUGCUUUGUCAAUAAAUCAUAGCAUUCAGAAA
Molecule: messenger RNA, 1411 nt
Organism: Tachysurus fulvidraco (yellow catfish)
Lineage: Eukaryota; Metazoa; Chordata; Actinopteri; Siluriformes; Bagridae
Gene: rrs1
Product: ribosome biogenesis regulator 1 homolog
Exons: 1
Coding region: 52-1155 (367 amino acids)
Biological process (GO): ribosomal large subunit export from nucleus; ribosomal large subunit biogenesis; ribosome biogenesis
Cellular component (GO): nucleolus; nucleus; preribosome, large subunit precursor
Molecular function (GO): protein binding
Source: RefSeq, a predicted model, not a curated record